Messenger RNA from Hibiscus syriacus, 582 nucleotides. Its product is annotated as O-fucosyltransferase 9-like. Bases 192 to 536 code for a protein of 114 amino acids. The transcript has 3 exons. Lineage: Eukaryota; Viridiplantae; Streptophyta; Magnoliopsida; Malvales; Malvaceae. The record is from RefSeq and is a predicted model, not a curated record.
AGUUUGGAGAUAUAUUUGAUGAACAAUACUUUAUACAUGCACUUAGAAAUCAUGUGAAUGUGGUUAGGGAGCUCCCUGAUGAUGUACUUCAGAGGUUUGACAAUAAUAUUAGCAACAUUAUUAUUUUGAGAGUAAAAGGUUGGUCAAGCGCAGCCCAUUAUCUCCAAAAGGUUCUUCCAAAACUAGAGGCAAUGGGGACUGUUAGCAUUGCACCCUUUUCUAACAGGUUGGCAUAUUCCGUUCCGUCUAAUGUACAAGGGAUUAGGUGCUUAUCCAAUUUUCAAGCACUGAGGUUUGCAGAACCUACAAGGACACUGGCUGAUAAAAUGGUUGAGAGGAUGGUCAAGAAUAGCUCCAUACUGAAGGAAAAUAUGUUUCAGUGCAUCUUCGGUUUGAAAUGGUGUUUUACUCGUUUCUUGAUAUGGUUGCAUUUUCCUGAUGUGAAUAUGAUAGUGGGGAAGAAGAGAAACAUGAAAUGGAUAUUGCUAGAGAAAGAAGUUGGAGAGGAAAAUUUAGGCGAAGGGGCAGAGUUAUAAGGCCAGGUGCAAAUCGAAUGGAUGGAAAAUGCCCUUUAAAUCCUCU